Messenger RNA from Argentina anserina (silverweed cinquefoil), 2782 nucleotides. Its product is annotated as putative receptor-like protein kinase At3g47110. Gene Ontology annotation, biological process: protein phosphorylation. The record is from RefSeq and is a predicted model, not a curated record. The transcript is spliced from 3 exons. Gene Ontology annotation, molecular function: protein binding; protein kinase activity; ATP binding. Lineage: Eukaryota; Viridiplantae; Streptophyta; Magnoliopsida; Rosales; Rosaceae. The coding region runs from base 129 to 2492 and encodes 787 amino acids.
CGACCAUUUCAAAGAUGAUAGCAGAUCCAGUCUCUUAAUUUCCUAUAAGACUGAGUCUUCGAUUUCGAUCUCUGCGGUCAUUAACCGGCUAAGCUAGAUUUCUUGCUUCUUCUACAAACCACAUUACAAUGGAGCUUCAUGCCAUAGCCCUUCUUGUUUUCAUGAGCCUUUUCCUUCCUAUCACUCUUGUAAAGGCACUUGGAAAUGAAACUGAUCGAGUCGCGUUGCUCAAAAUCAAAGAAUCCAUAUCGAGCGAUCCACAAGGGUUGUUGAACUCGUGGAAUGAUUCUCUUCACUUUUGCAACUGGCAUGGGAUCUCGUGUGGCUCAAGGCAUCAGAGAGUAGUGGUCUUAAACCUUUCUGAUUCUGACUUGCAUGGUACCAUAUCACCUUACAUUGGCAACCUCUCUUUCCUAAGGCGCAUCUACCUUGAUCACAACAUCUUCUCUGGAAAAAUUCCACAUCAACUUGAUCAUUUGUUCCGACUGCGCUAUCUCAAUCUUGUUCAUAACAAGUUAGAGGGAGAAAUUCCAGCCAACUUGACCUUCUGCAAGGAGCUGUAUGCCGUAAGCUUUGGACAUAACCAUCUUACAGGGUCAAUUCCACCUCAGAUAGGCUCAUUGGUGAAGCUGCAAUUAUUGACUUUAUCUGGAAAUAGAUUAUCAGGCCAGAUCCCUUCUUCUAUUGGAAAGCUUUCUCAAUUGUUUAAACUUGAUUUAUGGGGAAAUGAAUUAGAAGGCAGCAUUCCUCCAAGUAUUAGUAACUGCCAAAAUCUGCAGGACAUGGAUAUAUCACACAAUAAACUUAGUGGAGAUAUACCACCACAGGUCAUUGGCCUUUCUUCCUUCUCUCUGUUGCUCAACUUAUCGAAAAAUUCACUAACUGGCAAUCUGCCUGUGGAAGUGAGUAUGCUGAAGAAUCUCCACACACUGGACAUUUCUGAUAACAAUUUGACCGGAGGAAUUCCAGAACUUACUGGAAGCUGUCAGAGCUUUGUAUUUCUUUUACUACAAGGGAAUCUCUUUCAAGGAGUCAUACCAUCUUCUUUGGCUAGUCUGAGAGGUCUUCAGUAUUUUGAUCUUUCACGAAACAACUUGUCAGGAUCUAUCCCAAAAGACCUACAAACACUUCCAUUCUUAAUGUAUUUGAACAUUUCAUCAAAUAGUCUGGAGGGUGAAGUACCAAAAGAAGGAGUUUUUCAAAACAGAAGUGCAAUAUCAGUGGAUGGAAAUUCUAAACUUUGUGGUGGUGUUUCGGAAUUGCAGCUACCACCAUGUCCCAUCCAAGUCCCAAAGCAAAGAAAAUUGCAUGGUUUCAAACUAAAGUUAACAAUUUCUUUAGUCAUUGGAUGCCCCCUUCUGUUUGGAGCCAUCUUAGCUCUUUAUUGCAUGAGUAUAUCUCAAAAGAUUAAACCAUUACUAGCAGUAUCAUCAAUCCACUUUCUUCCAAAGAUUUCAUACCAAAAACUUCAUCAAGCUACUGGCGGAUUUUCCCCGAGCAAUCAAAUUGGAUCAGGUUGUUUUGGCUCUGUAUACAAAGGGAUUCUUGAUCAAGAAGAAAACAAUGUUGUUGCCAUAAAGGUCCUCAACCUUCAACAGAGAGGAGCUUCCAAAAGUUUUGUGGCAGAAUGCAAUGCGCUAAGAAAUAUCCGGCACAAGAAUCUUGUGAAGAUCUUAACAUGUUGCUCUAGCAUGGAUCCCAAUGGUAAUGAAUUCAAAGCUCUAGUUUUUGAGUACAUGUCAAAUGGAAGUUUGAAUGAGUGGCUGCACAGAGAAGACCAAUCGAGGAGUUUGAAUCUUCUUCAGAGACUGAAUAUUGCUGUUGAUGUGGCUGCUGCAUUGUAUUAUCUUCAUGACCAUUGUGAACCAAAAGUUAUUCACCGUGACAUAAAGCCAAGCAAUGUUCUUCUUGACAAUGACAUGGUUGCUCGUGUUGGGGAUUUUGGGCUAGCAAGACUCAUCUCAAUGACACCAGACUCCUCUGAGAAUCAAAGUAGCACACUCGGGAUAGAGGGAACCAUUGGCUAUGCUGCUCCAGAGUAUGCAGUUGGUGUUGAGCCAUCAAAACAAGGGGAUGUAUAUAGUUAUGGAAUCCUUGUGCUGCAAUUAUUCACCGGAAGAAGACCAACCGAUGACUUGUUUAAAGACGGCUUCAAUCUACACAACUUUGUUAAGGUUGCCAUUCCAGGAGGAUUUCUGCAGAUUUUGGAUCCUACUCUUACCGCCACUCUAGAAGAGACAACUUCAAUAACAGAGAAUGAAGUGAGUAGCAUUCAUGGUUACUACGAUGAAAUCCAAGCAGAUGAAGAGAACAUUUACCAUCAUAAUUUAAGCAAGAUGAACACAUGCAUACUUGCAACACUUAAGAUUGGACUUGCAUGCUCAGAAGAAUCACCAAGGAAUAGGAUGUCUAUGGAGGAGGUCCACAGGGAGCUACACCAUAUCAAAGAUGCUUACAGUGGUGUUAACAUCCGUCGACAGAGGCCAAAAUGAAGCUAAAUAAGAGGACUGCAUGAUCCUCAUGAUUUCCUGCAAAUAACCUUAUACAGUAUGGCAUGGCCGCAUGGGAAGCGAGGAGUCUAUUGUCUGAGCUGUUCUAUAGGAGGUCUAAAGGCAAGGGUAAUAUCCUGGUAGUUUGGAAGAACUACUAGGAAAUCUGUAGCUUAAUUAUGUGAAAUUCAAUUAUAAGAAAAUGGAGACCAUUCCAAUUAUAGCUGUAGUUUUGUUUUGUUCAAAUGAUUCAAUAUAAGUAUGUAACCCUUUCUUUACACUGGCAUUAGAAG